Messenger RNA from Cyclopterus lumpus (lumpfish), 1056 nucleotides. RefSeq names its product probable G-protein coupled receptor 21. The record is from RefSeq and is a predicted model, not a curated record. NCBI's taxonomy places the organism in Eukaryota, Metazoa, Chordata, Actinopteri, Perciformes, Cyclopteridae. Gene Ontology annotation, cellular component: membrane. Gene Ontology annotation, molecular function: peptide binding; G protein-coupled receptor activity. Gene Ontology annotation, biological process: G protein-coupled receptor signaling pathway.
AUGAACUCUUCCUCAGAUGCGAACCAAAGCGUCUCUUCACCGUUCUGCCUGCUGGGCGCCGCCGGCUACUCGCGCAGCCUGGACACCUGCGUGCUGGAGGUGGCGGUCAUCCUCUUCCUCACCACGCUCAUCAUCGCCGGCAACCUGGUGGUGAUCUUCGUGUUCCACUGCGCGCCGCUGCUGCACCACCACACCACCGGGCACUUCAUCCAGACCAUGGCGUACGCCGACCUGCUGGUGGGCGUGAGCUGCCUGGUGCCCUCGCUAUCCCUGCUGCGCUUCCUGCGCGGCCUGAACGAGGAGCUCACCUGCAAAGCAUUCGGCUACAUGGUGUCGGUGCUGAAGAGCGUCUCCAUGGCGUCGCUGGCGUGCAUCAGCGUGGACCGCUACAUCGCCAUCACCCGGCCGCUGUCGUACGCUACUCUGGUGACGCCGUGCCGCCUGAGGGCGUGCAUCGUCCUCGUCUGGGCGUACUCGGCGCUCGUCUUCCUGCCGUCCUUCUUGGGCUGGGGGAAGCCGGGUUACCACGGCGACACGUUCCGGUGGUGCGCCGAGUCCUGGACGACCAGCCCGGGGUUCAGCGCCUUCAUCGUGGCGCUGCUCUACGCGCCGGCGGCGCUCACCGUCUGCUUCACCUACGGGAGCAUCUUCCGGAUCUGCCGGCAGCACACGCGGGAGAUCACGCGGCGUCACGCCCGCUUCAGCUCGCAGGCGGAGGGCGGCGGCGGCGGUGACAAGAGCGAGAAGAGUGUGCGCUGCCCGGACCAACGCUAUGCAGUGCUGUUCCGCAUAACCAGCGUCUUCUACGUGCUGUGGACGUACAUCCUAUACUUUCUCCUGGAGAGCGCCGGGCUGUACCGCCACAAGGUGGUCUUCUUCACCACGUGGCUUGGCGAUCAGGCAAACAGUUUCUGCAACUGCCUCAUCUACAGCCUCUCCAACAGCGUCUUCCGGAAAGGUCUCGGCCGCCUCUUCCGCCCGCUGCUGCCCGCCUGCCUCGGCUGCAUGGACGCCAAAAAGGCCCGGAGCCUCGCCGGCCCGCGUGAGGACCACUGA